CGUACAGAGUAUAUGGAUGCGUUUUCCACUCGAUAUCCUCCAUUUCAACGAUCGUUGUACAUAUCGUCGCCGCCUGGAAAUCACCACCGUUUUCCGAAUCUCCAACAUCAUGGUGGCGUCGCCUGUCGAUUGGCCAUGAGAUUUCACAAUCUUCAACGAAUCACUACCGCUCUUAACCUAUCUCAUCGCAAUCGAAUUCAACUUUCUCUCAAAAGCACAAUUUAUCUCGAUCUCAGUUUUGAUUUUAAUUCCAACAGCAUCAUGGAUGGUUCCGGUGCUAAAAAUGAAAUACGUUCAGGUGACGGUUUGAGUGCUGUUAAGGAUACAAAGGAAACGGAGAAGUUGCCGGAAAUCCCUCCGCCUCCGGAGAAACCGUUGCCGGGAGAUUGCUGUGGCAGCGGGUGUGUUCGGUGCGUAUGGGACAUCUAUUAUGAAGAGCUCGAAGAAUAUAACAAACUUUGCAAAGGAAAAUCUGAUGCUACAAUCGGAUCGAAGGUUUCUUAAACAUUAUGCAGAAAUUAUUCCAUUUUCGUGACUUAUAGAUUUGUUUGAUGUUCAUUUAAACAAUUGAAUUGGACAUCUGUUGUAAUUUUAUGAACUUCGAUAGGUGCUGAAUCUGUCCAGGCACCAAUUGAUUGAAGAUGAUUAUUGAAAUCUGGAUGAAUGAUACAAUUCAAAACUCAUGAGCUUGUAAAAGUUAAUCUCUAAUUUGAUUCUUUGGCAUUGAUGGUGA
This is a messenger RNA of Cynara cardunculus var. scolymus (artichoke), 733 nucleotides long. RefSeq lists its product as uncharacterized. The transcript has a single exon. NCBI's taxonomy places the organism in Eukaryota, Viridiplantae, Streptophyta, Magnoliopsida, Asterales, Asteraceae. The record is from RefSeq and is a predicted model, not a curated record. Bases 13 to 504 code for a protein of 163 amino acids.